AUGCUUAAAGCCAAGUCAUCAGCAAUUCUUCGAGGUGUGAAGUCUUCUUUUCAAAAGACUGUUUCCUGGAAAAGGAGACAUAUGACCGUGACAACUGGCAGUUUUGCUCACUUUAUCAACAAUGGAAAUCCAUCACAUAUGAAAAGGAUCAACAACCGGAUGAAGAGUUCCGAUUCGCUUCAAGCUUUCAUUCAUUCAUUCAUAUCAACGACUUAUUCAUCAUUUGUUGCAUCUUCCACCUCGUCAUCAUUAAAUCGCACAGAAAAAUCUUUUUCGAAACAACAACAACAUGAUGAAAACAAUGACCAAAAACAACACGAACAACAGGAUGAAGAAUGGAAAGAUUUUAGAUUAUUCAAUGUUAGAAGAGCCAUCAAUAUGUUCGGUUUGGCAGGAUUUAUUUAUCUUGGCAUGAUUGCUUUUUACCAUUUUAAGAGACAAGAGGUAAAAAAUCAUGAAAUGAUGAAAGUAUUACUUGCUGAAGAAACUACCAUCAAUCUUGCCGAUGAAACGAAUGUCGUCAUGGAUCCAGUGACUACAGAUUAUGAAGAAAAAUUAUUGAACUUUUACAAACAAGUCUUGUUCUUGAUCAAAUCGUUUCAGUAUAUUGAGGAAUUUUUUCAUCCAACUCUCAUUCGACAUGUUUUUGAAAUUACAAAAUCCAAGAAUGAACUCUUGAGUCAAGUGGCAUUGGAAAUUUUGUCGAAUGUGUUUCGAGAGAGAACUUGUCCUCAUUUGACACUGGAAUAUUUCAACAUGUCACAAACAAAUCCACGCUAUGACAUCUUUCAAUUAGUGUUUGAUAUUGUUUUGAGAGAGAAUGAAGCAACCUCAAGUGAAUCAAUUCAUGAAUAUUUUAACAAAUUCAAAUCGAGUGAAAAAAAUCUCUCAGAAAAGCAAAAGAAGUCAUUGGAUCUACUCAUGAAUCUAUUCUCUAACAAGCAUUUACUAAAGAAAAUGUAUUUUUCUGAUUCAAAGGAAGAAAAUAAUGGUGUCUGUAAUGAAAAAUUGUUGGAUAUGGUGAAGAAUGAUCAUGCGGUACAACAAGCACUUGCUGUGGAAUGCAUUCUUCAAUUGUUGCGAAGAUCCAAUAGAGAGGACUUUUCACGAAAUAUGGAAUUGGAAAAACGAGUAGCAAUGUAUAAAUUCUUUUCACAAUUUAUGGAGACACCUCUAGUGGAAAAGGAGAGAGAAUUUUGGGUUCAAAUCAAGAUCUUUGACAGUGCAUGCAAGAAAAAAGAUGAAAAUCAGAAAUUACUGGAAAAGCUUGAAGAUUCUCAUUCCAUCAUGACUUCUCUCUUACUGAGCUCGGCCUUUACAUAUGCCAUGCUUGAGAGAAGUCCUCAAGUUGUACUUCAGCGACUCAUGCUUGCCAAAACAGUAUUCAGAAGUGGUGUCCUUUUUGGAUUUACCAUGUAUCUUGAAAGAUAUAGAGCGACUUACCAGGAGCAAUUGGAAGAGGCUCAUGAAGGAAUUCAAAGGUCAGAUUUGUCUGUAUAUGUUCAAUUAUGGAACAAUGCUCAAUUACGAUUCAUUUACAAAGAUAUGCUUGUUUUCAGCUUUGCGUAUGGUUUUUUAGGAUUCUGGGCUCUUUUGCCCUUGUUGACAUCCUUUUAUUUCUAA
Messenger RNA from Naegleria fowleri, 1623 nucleotides. RefSeq lists its product as uncharacterized. Bases 1 to 1623 code for a protein of 540 amino acids. The record is from RefSeq and is a predicted model, not a curated record. NCBI's taxonomy places the organism in Eukaryota, Heterolobosea, Eutetramitea, Acrasida, Naegleriidae. The transcript has 2 exons.